GAUAAUUAGUAGUGUUUCACCUGUAACCUGAAUAGGGGAGUUAACUCGGGUCACAAUUUUUUUUUUCGAUAAAAUUGCCAAGUAAUAACGUUAUUUAAGAUAAUAUUCUUGCAUCCUUAGGUAGAAAUGUUGUAAGGUACAAGAAGAUUUGUAACAACAAACAGAGUCAUGGCAAAUAUGCUGAAGUCAGGUUACAACUAUAUCCGAUAUUUCUUUGACUAUAUCACCACUGUUUGGCCAGUCACUUGGUUAUACACUUACAGGUCCAUUGAGGCCAGCUCAGACUCUAUGAAUGAUAUCAAUCAGAUUGUGAAAUAUCUUUAUCAACAUCAGAAAGGAGAAUGUGACAAAAGCAUCAGUGAAAUCAGUCAGCAAAUAAAGACGCUCAAUUUUCAUGAGGAUAUUUUAAGUGUGAGGGAUGAAAUGUAUGGAUUGAAUCUUCUCCAACAUGCAAUCAUAGUCAAUAAUAAGGAUAUAGUUGAACUUUUGAUCAGUAACAUUCAAAUACCAUCCCAGGUAGAGUGUAACUCUGUUACACACAUGGCAGCAUUCCUCGGGCAUCUAAAGAUACUGGAAACUUUUAUAACUGAACGUCCAUUUGAUAUGUAUAAAAGAGCUGGGUUAUGCUACCCAGCUUUACAUGAGCCAGUGUCUUACUAUAGGAAAAUGGGUUUUAUGUUUCAAGAAAAAUACCGCUGUGAGGAGGAAAAGUUACUGCCAAUAGAAUGGGCAAUUGUUGGAGACCACUUAAACUGUGUUGAAGAAAUGGUGAAAAAAAUGGAGGAAAUGGGUGGAAGGCAGUUUAAUCUGACAAAGUUUUUGCAUUUUGCAGCUUCUCGUGGUGCCGAAAAAUGUUUAGAUUAUUUUGUCAAAAGCUGUCCUGACAAAAUUGAUCAUGUGGGCAAAACAGGAGAUGUACCACUAUUAGAAGCUGUUGUUUGGGGGAGACAGUGCGCUAAAGUAUUGAUUGAUGAUGGAGCAGAUGUGAACAGAGUGGCUGUGAAUGGUGAUACAGCUUUGCAUCGCCUCUACAGGAAUGAUAUUGAUGGAAUCUUUGCCAUUUAUGAUACAACAAAAUACUUGCUCACCACAGGCAUAGAACAGCUAAUUAAUACUAUAAACUUGAAAGGAGAAACAGCCCUCCAUCUGCUCGUAACUCAUGUUUCAUACAUUGGUGGUAACUACUACCAUCCGCAACAAAGGUCAAUGCCACGCUGGCAGAUGCAACCAAACUACCAGGAACAAGUGAUACAGACUAUCAAGCUGUUGCUAAGUUUCAAUGCUGACCCACUCAUCUUUGAUUCCCUUCAACUUCAACCAUUAAACAAACUUCUUCAUGUUACAAUGAAAGCUAGUCGACCCCAUGAUUUACUAGAAUGUGUGCAGGGAUGUAUCAAUUCUAAAUAUGUAUACAGGAAUGACUUUACAAGCUUAUCAAGAGCUAUUGAAAUCCUGAUUGAAAAUGGUGCUGAAGUCAAUACACAGUGUGCAAUAGGUCAUACACCACUAAUUCUCCUCAUCCAAACAUUACUGAAUACAGAAGUUCCAGAUCUUGUACAGCAGAGUGACAGCAUUCUUACAGCCUGUGAUCUUCUCUUGAAAAAUGGUGCUAAAUGUAAUUAUAUAUCUGAGGACAAGAAAACAUGUUGUUCUCUCCUGGCUGAACUAGCAAAGAAAAUGUUGAAGCGACCAGCUGGUCGUAAUGUUGCCUAUGUAGAGCAGGAUGUUGAAUUGAAGAAAAGAUACGCAGAUCUAGUCAACAAUAUUCUAGUUAUGUUUUUGAAGCAUGGACUCAAUCCAAAUUACACUACAACAAAGAAAAGUCCCCAUUUGUCAGGAGGAAGUGGUAAUGGAUUAAUUGAGUUUGUUCGUUUGACUGUGUGUGCAAGAAAUGGGGAUGAUUUUAAGAUGAUCCAUAUGUGGCUGCGUACCUUAUUGCAGUGGGGAGCUGAUCCAGAUAUUGAAUCAUACCCUUCAGAUCCUAUCAUCUGUCAUUCACAAAGCUCAAUAUUUUUGAAGAAACAGAGUACGCAACCCAUGAGCCAUUUUAUCCAUGAAAUAAAGGAGCUGCAAGCUAUCUUUGAACUUGGUCAUGCAGAAGAAUUGCUGUCACUGUUCUACAAAACAAUGGAUCAUAAAGUUCUUCAUGAUUGUUUAUCCACAGCAAGUUUCAUGGCAAGAUUUCAUCCAAUGGGAGCAACAGGGAAGAGUUUUCUUUCUCUGUUGACAGGAAUGUCUGAGCGUCCCAGAUCGUUGAAGCAGAUGUGCAGAGUUUCUAUCCAUAAAGCAAUGAAUAGAAGACUGGCAGUGUCAGUUGAUCAGCUGCCACUUCCAAAUGCUUUGAAAAAAUAUGUAUUAGACAUUGAGUAGGUGACGUUCUCUGAGUGAGGAAUUCAGUAUUACAGAAUUAACAUAACUUUUGACUUUGCUUUGUCAAGUUUAUUUAUAUUGUACUUAUUUUGAUUUGAGUUUUUGCUUUAGUGCAAUUAUAACUAAGAAAUCCCCUUAGUAAGUUUUACCCAAGUAAUAAACUAUGCCUCACUUCAUUAUUUUCCAUGACAAAGUAAUUAUAUAUCUGAAUAGACUUAACAAAUAAUCAUUUUGACAAAUAUUAUCAUUGUUAAUAAAUCAGAGGUGUCAAUUAUCAUUUCACAGCAAGCAUAAAACAAUUUAUUUUAUUGAAGAACCAGUGCUAAAAUAUUCUGAAUUUACAUAAGAUUUUUGUGUUGUGUAUUUGUAUUUAAUCAUGUGAGCUAAAUUAUAUUUCUAUAUCCAAUUGAUUAAAUAAGAUGAAUUUAUGUAGAAUGUGUAUUGUUAGGAAAGUGAGGUUUACUUAUUUUGUCCUUUAGCAAUAAUCAAUUUAUAUUUGUAUACCAUAUAGUUUAUCUACUGCCAACCUAGUAAGCGUGGUGUAUGACAUUAGAUCAUUAUACUCUAAUACCAGCUGUUUUACUUCUUGCACUCUUACCAGCUGUAGACAAUGGAUUUUUAUGUAAUCUCAUAUAGAAUACUUAAUGCAAUUCCCAGAGUAGAAACUUACAAAAAUGAGACAUGAGUAUUGUAGAAUUUAUUUCGUUAAGUAGACUACUUGCAAUAUAGAUAAUUAAAAUGUAAUGAAUAUCCUUAAUUGACUAUACCUAGUUCAAGGUCAUUGUGACCUUGAUUCUAAAAGAUAAUCUCUGCUGAAUUGACUGUAAACAGGUUACAUUUGAUAUUUUGGAUCUAUAGGUCAGGGAUACAUAUAAGAGCAAUAGUUUUGAAUAUGUUUAUUUAAUCAUACUUGGUCAUAAAGCCAGUACUGUUAAUAGAUCAAAGGUCAUACCUCCAGCUUGUAUUUUGUAAUAAAUUAAGCCAUGGUUAUUUCAAACUGAUCUUGAGUAUGCAGCUUUUUUUUUAUUAGAAGAUUUUGUGCUCCUUACAAUUUUAACAUUUCUUAUGAAGUGUUUUUGAUCAUUUAUUUCAGCAGGACAAAAAAAAUUUAAUGCAUUUAAGUAUUUAUUGAGGAAAUUUAUAAAUACAUGUUCAAAAAAUUGGUUUCAUCAUCCUUUUUGCUUAACUUAUUCAUCAUGUAGAAUAUUCUUAUAAACAUUCGAUUGUGCUAUCCAGUUUAUAUUAUAGUAUCAGACAUAAUUUAUACUGUUUUAACUGUUAAUACAGUGUUUG
Messenger RNA from Ruditapes philippinarum (Manila clam), 3663 nucleotides. RefSeq lists its product as uncharacterized. The transcript has 2 exons. The record is from RefSeq and is a predicted model, not a curated record. Gene Ontology annotation, molecular function: protein binding. Bases 169 to 2370 code for a protein of 733 amino acids. Gene Ontology annotation, biological process: intracellular signal transduction. Lineage: Eukaryota; Metazoa; Mollusca; Bivalvia; Venerida; Veneridae.